This is a messenger RNA of Electrophorus electricus (electric eel), 19568 nucleotides long. It is a transcript of the gene adgrv1, whose product is annotated as adhesion G protein-coupled receptor V1. Gene Ontology annotation, cellular component: membrane; cytoplasm; stereocilium. Gene Ontology annotation, molecular function: G protein-coupled receptor activity; adenylate cyclase inhibitor activity; G-protein alpha-subunit binding. Gene Ontology annotation, biological process: cellular response to calcium ion; cell surface receptor signaling pathway; G protein-coupled receptor signaling pathway. NCBI's taxonomy places the organism in Eukaryota, Metazoa, Chordata, Actinopteri, Gymnotiformes, Gymnotidae. The record is from RefSeq and is a predicted model, not a curated record.
CGCUCACCCGCAUUCAUCAUAGAACAUCCCCCCUAGAACCGCUCACCCUUUUUCACGUGGAAGUGCGAUUUUUAUAUAUUAGCCAGUAAGAAUUGCGUAUGUAUUUUAAUCGGACUAUAACACAUUUGACAGUGUAAAACUUCAUUUGGGAAACGUCGUUGCCUGAACAGAGACUAAGCGUCUCGGCGCGCUUUGUGAGAAUGCAUUCAUCAUCUGUUAUCUGGUGAAAGACAUAUGGAAGCCAGUUCUCUUGGUUUGAAGCCAUCGAUAACGGUUGAACUUGCGCAGACGCCUUCACGGUUUACCUCGGAUUGUUAUUACAAGGUUUUAGGAAUGCCAGGGCUUCUGGCCCUAGUCGGCCUGCUCCUGGUGCUCCACAUGCGGCUUGCCAGUUCAGAGUCCACGGAGCUGAAGUUCUCCGGGCAGACGGUGUUCUUCGUGAACGAGAGCAGCAAGGCCAUCGUGCGUCUGGUGGUGGAGAGGACCGGCUCCCCUGUCAACGUUACUGCUCUAAUACUGCUGCAGGGUGAGGACACCGGAGACUUUGAGUCCACCACGGCCGUUGCUUUUCUCCAGUCCACUGAGGCCAACAAGACCGUCUUCAUCGCCGUGAAGGAUGAUGACUUACCCGAGGCCGAUGAGACCUUUGUGUUUAUCCUCCGACUCCAGAGCUCUUCAAAUGGUGUGACAGUAGGGACUCCAAACACGGCCAUGAUCACCAUCCUGUCCAAUGAUAAUGCCUUUGGGAUCAUAUCCUUCAACUCGACCAUCCUCAUCACCAUGGAUGAGCCAAAGGGCAGAAGCCAGUAUGUGCCUCUUACUCUUAUCAGAGAGAAAGGAACUUAUGGAACAGUCACUGUGAAUUUCGAGAUUGUUGGAGGCCCAAACCCAGCCAGUGAGGACCUCAGUCCAGACAGUGGAAAUCUCACUAUUCCUCCUAGCAUGGCAGUUGUGGUCUUCAAUAUACUUAUUCAAGAUGAUAAGAUCCCAGAAGAUGAUGAGACCUUUAUCGUGCGCUUGACAGGAGUGACAGGGGGGGCCUUAUUGAACCCCAACAGCAGCAGCGUGCCGAUCAGAAUCUCCCGGAAUGACGCCCCUGUGCGCUUCUCCCAGCCAUCGCUGGCCGUGCCUGAAAGUGUCGGGGCCAUAAAUCUCACCGUCACCCGCGGCAGAACAGAUGAUGGCCUCCUGGUCGGCUCAGAUGAUAGAGAGGUGUCUGUCACAUACGCCAUAGUCACAGGGACUGGGUCAGCGAGUGCCUCGCUGGCAGACUUUGUGGACCAGCAGUCCAACAGGACUCUGGUUUUUCCCCCGGGCAUUCACGAGAGGGUUCUGCGCUUUGUCAUCAUUGACGACAUGAUUCCGGAAAUCGCAGAGUUUUUUCAGGUCAUACUUCUGGAGGAGACGCUGGUGGGCGAUGCUGUGCUGUUGUCUCCUAGUGUCAUACAGGUGACUAUUGAGCCUAAUGACAAGCCAUAUGGGGUGCUGUCCAUCAGCAGUCCGCCUCCAACACAGCCGGUCAUAAUUAAUGAAGAUACAACUGUGAGGUUCGAAGGCAUCACCAUUGUGAGAAAUGGAGGAACCCAUGGUGUCGUGUCAGUGAACUGGACUAUAACGCGGAACUCCACAGAUAGGACGGCUGUCUCCAAUGACUUGUACCCAGCCUCUGGAACACUGAGGUUUGUUCAAGGGCAAAUGGCUGCCGUGCUGCAAUUGAACAUCACACAGGAUGACCUCCCUGAAGAGGCAGAGGCUUACCUCCUCAGACUGAUUCCUGCAUCUGUUCUGGGAGGCGCUGAAGUGGAUGAUCCCAUGGAGAUGGUGUUUUAUAUCCAGGACAGCGACGACGUCUAUGGCCGCUUUAGCUUCGGUUCCAGCGACAGCCAGAGUAUCCAGAGCCAGCCCGUGAGGCGCUUCCUGUCCCUUAGCUUCCUGCGUGAGGCAGGCACAUGGGGGGAUGUGCGCCUGGACCUCACAGCCCUCUACAUCCCCGCCGGGCUCCUGGACCCAGCGAGGGCACGGGAUGGCGUGCUGAACAGCUCCAGUACCAACAGCCUAUUGUUUGGUUCUGGUCAGUCGAGGGUCCAGCUCAACCUGCCUAUAUGCAACGAUGCCUUUCUGCAGAAUGGGGCCCACUUUCUCGUAAAGCUGGACAGUGUACAGUUGGUGAACAUUAGUCCUCCGGUUGCCUCCAUCAGCCCUCGCUUUGGAGGGGCAAUCAACAUUUCCCUUGUUAUCACACCUGACAUCGCCAACGGAGAGAUCGGAUUCACCAGCAACCAGACGGUGGUGGCAGUAGAACCGGAGGAGUCAAACGCCAGCACGAUCAUUCUUCCUCUGAGGCGAGAUGGAACAGAUGGGCAGGCUACGGUCUUCUGGAGCGUGCGAACCACUGGCGAGAACAGUGGUGACAUUACCAGAGAUGACCUUUCACCUUUCUCUGGUUCAGUCACGUUCCUUUCAGGACAAAGUGAGGCGAACAUCAGCAUCACUAUCAUGGCUGACAGCAUUCCGGAGAUCAAUGAGACUGUCCUCCUGAUUUUAGACAGGACAAACGUAGAAAAUCAGAUUCUGACGCCUGGUUUCACCAGCCAGGAGAUUGUCAUCUUGGAGAAUGAUGACCCUGGUGGAGUCUUUGAGUUCUCACCAGGGUCUAGAGGUCCCUGGUUUAUUAAUGAGGGGGAGACUGUGGAGCUGAGAGUGAGCAGGCAGCAUGGCCGUCUGCUUAACCAGCUGGUGAGGUACACGGUGACGCCCUCCGGAAACGAGAACUUUUAUGGAGCCGGAGGAAUCCUGGAGUUCCACCCCGGAGAGAGGGAGGUCGGGGUCGCCCUGGUGGCCAUGCCUGAUGGGGUACCUGAGCUGGAUGAGACGUUUGCAGUUAUUCUCAGCAGCCACAGUACCCCAGCCAGUCGACUGGGUGAACAUAGGGAGGUCAACAUCACUGUGCGUAUGAGCGAUGACCCUUUUGGGGUGUUGGAGUUCACUCAACCAGACCUCAGGUUCGCCAUCAAUGAGAGCAAAGCAACAGAGUGGUAUUCAGCCACUUACCACAUCGUCAGAGGGUGGGGAUGGUUUGGGAAUGUGUCUGUCCUCUGGGUCCUAGAGCCCACCUCCUCCAGAGAUGUAACCUCAGUCCAGGGAGAGGUGGUGUUUGCUGAAGGAGAAUAUCUAAAAAAUCUGACCAUUUACUCCAAUCCAGAUGAGAUUCCAGAAGAUGCUGAAAUGUUUACAAUCUCUCUCAUCAAUGCAACUGGUGGCGCUAGAUUGGGCAAUGCUCUAAAUGCAAGCCUAGAAAUUAAUAAGAACGAUGACCCCAUUUACUUUGCAGAGCCAGUAAUUCAGAGAAUUAGAGAAGGUGGUGUGGUGAACUUCACCAUCUUGAGGGCUGGGCUGGCUAACUUUGUAGCAACGGUCUUGUAUCGGUUCGAGUAUGGGGACUCAACGCCAGGAGACUUCAUCCCAUUAAGAAAUGAUUCGCUGCUGGUGUUUACCUACGGGGAAUGGAUGAAGAACAUAUCAGUUGCUAUAAAUGAUGAUAACAUCCCUGAAGCAGACGAAUCCUUUCACAUCGUUCUGUUCAAUGCCACAGGAGACACCGUGGUGUAUGGACAGGAUACUGCUACCGUGGUGAUUGAAGCCAAUGAUGACACCAGUGGGAUAUUCUUCCUGGAUGCUACUGAGAAGUCUGUGGAAGAGGGGAGGUCUAACAAAUAUUAUGUUAUUAGGGACAGAGGGCAGUUUGGCAAUGUGACAGUGUUCUGGCAGCUGUUUGCCAAUGGCACCCCUCUUGAGCCCCACCAGGAGUUUGUCAACACUUCGGGGUUUAUAGUAUUUGUCACUGGAGAGAAAACCAAGCCAAUAGUCUUGGAGGCGAUCUCUGACCAACUCCCUGAGUUCAACGAGUUUUAUGAGCUGCGCUUAACGAAUGUUUCAGGUGGUUAUCCUGGUGAAAGUGGCAAAUUGGCUAAGAACGACCUCAGCGCAUCUGUGCUCAUACUGCUCAACGAUGACCCUUUUGGCGUGUUCACCAUCAACAAAGACAGCUUAGACCAAGAGGUAGCAGAGGACAUCCUGUCUGCGGAUGACAUGUCCUCAGUUACGUCUUUCACUGUGCUCCGCCAGCAAGGUACUUUCGGAGAUGUGCGUGUGGCGUGGGAGAUCCUAUCUGGAGCUUUCCCACAGGGUUUGCCACCCAUGGUGGACCUUAUCCUCAUAGCUACGUUCCCUCAAGCCGUAACCCCCCAGCCCCAUGCCAGAAGGCACCAUUCUGGAACAGAUGCCUUCUUCUUCCCUGGCUUUCCUGGAGCAUAUGGCACGAUCAGGCCCGAAGCUCAGCCUCAGGAGAUUCUGCGCAGCCUAGCAAACUUCACCAUCUCAGCCUGGCUAAUGCCCAGAGCCAAUACAAAUGGGCUUAUUGUUUCUAUGGGCAACAGCAAUGGAACUAUGUAUUACGGGGUAAAAGUCCAGACCAAUGAGUCCCAUGUUAGUGUGAUGCUUCAUUACAUGACUGUUGGAACCAACGACACCCAGGUGGCAAAAGCAACAGCAAUGAAGUUUGUGGAAGAUAAUGUGUGGGUUCAUGUGCUCAUUACAGUGGAAGAUGGAAUUAUUGAGUUUUAUUUGGAUGGAAUCCUGAUGCCUGGAGGAAUCAAGAGUCUGAAGGGAGAGGCCAUUAUGAAUGAUGCGGCUCUUGUGAGGGUUGGUGCCGACCCUGACGGCCAGCAGCUCUUCACAGGCCUGCUGCAGGAUGUGCGCCUGUACACCAGGCAUCUGAGCCAGGCAGAAAUCCAUGAGCUCCACGGCCAGCCUGCCAAGGCCGACCUUCGGAAUGUGUCCGGUUACCUGGCGUACCGCCCAGAGGAGACACACAAGUCAUUUGUCGUGGAGGUGCGCGACGACACUGAUGAGGAGGGAGAGGAGGUCUUCUACCUGCAGCUAGUGGCGGUGCACGGUGGUGCCCGGCUGCCCGUGCCACGACCCACUGCCAGGCUCAGCGUUGGCAAGAGCGAUAAUGCCAACGGGCUGUUUGGGUUCACUGGAACGUGCAUUCCUGAUAUCUCUGAGGAGGGUUCCACCAUCUCCUGCAUAGUGGAGCGCACACGUGGAGCCCUGGACUCCGUCACUGUAAACUACACUGUGAGGCAGCUCGGCUCCCUUGUGGCAUCCAGCGUGUCUGACUUUGCCAACACCACGGGUUCCAUCCUCUUCCUGCCGGGCCAGCGCUCUGAGGUUUUGAAUCUGCUGGUAGUAGAUGAUGACAUCCCUGAGUUCGAUGAGUACUUCCAAGUCAGACUGAUCUCAGCCCAGUCGGCCGAUGGGAAACCAGGUUCAACUCCAACCAGUGGGGCGAGCAUUGAUCCUGACAAUUCUAUCAACAAUGUCACUAUCAAGGCCAGUGACCACCCUUAUGGUCUGCUGCAGUUCCAGACUGAACCUGUCACUCAGGCAAUGAUCAAACCAGCUAUGGAGGUCGCCCGCAUUACUGUGCAAGAAGAGGUUGGUGAGGUCAGACUGCCAGUGGCCAGAGCGCAAGGGCUUCUGGGAAGAGUGCUUUUGGCUUACCACACAGUCCCAAUUACAGCUAUUCACCCAAAGGACUAUCAGGGCACAGAGGGAAUUCUUGACUUUCUGCCAGGCGAGAGACUUAAAUACAUCAACGUGACUAUUAUAGACAACUCUGUGCCAGAGCUAGACAAAGUCUUUAGAGUGGAACUCUACAACCCUGAGGGGGGAGUGGAUCUGUUCUUUGGGAGCGAUGGCAGUGGAAGUGGCGAGGGUGACACCGACUUUUUUCUUCCGCCUUUUCACUAUCACCACGCCAACUUGGGAAUUGCAUCUCACAUCACUGUGACCAUUGCCGCAUCUGAUGAUGCUCAUGGGGUCUUCCAGUUCAGCACUGAAUCUCUCUCAGUAAAUGGGACAGAGCCAGAAGAAGGUCGGAAUACUGUGUUGUUACAGGUUAUUCGUAUGUUUGGAGCUCUGUCCAAUGUCACUGUAUACUGGGAGGCAGAAGCAGCCUCAGAAGGGGAGCUUAUCUACAGAUCUGGCAACUUAACCUUCGGUGUAGGCCAGACCAUCGGGACCAUCUACCUUCUAAUCUCCCAGGAUGAUGUACCUGAACUGGAUAAAAGCUUCAAAAUCCUUCUAUCUAAUGUCUCUCAUGGGCGUCUUGGGAACUUGACUAUAGCCACCCUUACUGUGCUGGCUAGUGAUGACCCCUAUGGACUGUUUGAGUUCUCAGAAAGCAGCAGGCCAUUUCGUGUUGUAGAAGCAGACACUCUUGUCACAUUGACAAUAUGGAGGCAGAAAGGGUUGAUGGGAAGGGUGAGAGUGGCAUACCGGACACUGAGGGAUACUGAUCUGGAGCCCUACAGCACACCAGGUGUGGGCAUGGCAAGCGCUGGGAAUGACUUUGUGCCUAUUUCGGAGUCAGUCACAUUCUCAGCCAAUCAGAGUGAAGCGAACAUAACUAUCAGGAUUAUGGAUGACAAGGACCCAGAGAGGGCAGAGUCUGCAUAUGUGGAGCUCAGCAGUGUUACUUUGCUCCAGGGUGCACAAACAAGACCAGUGGCUUUGUCCCCUCAACUUGGCCUGAGAAAUGUUUCAGUGGCUCAGAUCAUUAUAGAGGCCAGUGACAAUGCCUUUGGGGUGUUGCAGCUCUCUUCCUCAGCAGUGAGUGUGCCUGAGUUCUAUGUUGGGCCAAUCAUCAAUGUAACACGCACCGGAGGGAUUUUUGCUGACGUCUCCGUCAAGUUCAGGGCAGUACCAAUGACUGCGCGGGUUGGUGAGGACUACAGUGUGGCCUCAUCUGAUGUGGUUCUCCUGGAGGGAGAGAGCAGUAAGCCUGUCCCUAUCCUUAUUAUCAAUGACAUGGUGCCUGAACUGGAGGAAACCUUCCGCAUCGAACUUCUUAACCAGACCACAGGGGGAGCUUUCCUGGGCGAGCUCACUCGGGCAAUCAUCACGAUCUUGCCUUCAGAUGACCCUUACGGAUCCUUUGUUUUCCAGGCGGCAUCCAUGACUGUUGAAGAGCCAAGGAUGAAUGCUUUUGAAGUCUCUUUGUCCAUUGUGAGGAAUGCUGGGUCUAAAGGUUAUUUGGCUAUCCAAUGGCAGGCCACUGUUAAUGGAAGACCGGCAACUGGUGACCUUCGACCAGUGUCUGGUGAGGUUAACUUUGCUCCAGGUGAAACCAUGAAGAUGCUAAAAAUAGAGGUUUUGGCUGAUGAUGAGCCAGAAAUUGAAGAGAUCAUUAGGGUAGAGCUUAUUGGUGCCACAAAUGGUGGAAGCAUUGGUACUGAAAAUGUGGUGAACAUCACUGUCCCUGCCAAUGAUAAUCCCUAUGGAACAGUGUACUUUGAGCAAAAAGUCUAUCGGGUUCAGGAACCUCUGGAAGGAGUGUACACUGCCAACAUUACUGUCCAAAGAAGAGGAGGUAAUUUUGGACUUCUAGAGAUCCUAUAUAGCACCUUUGAGAUUGACGUUGUAAGUAAUGCUCAGAAAGAUGGCCAUAACCUCCUUAUCUACUAUGAUUCACCUUUCACUGGAGAACUCUCUAGUGCCAUUAGAAGGCCUAUCAACAUCACCUCAACCAGGGACCCUCUGAACUUCUGCGCAGCUUUCUGCCUUCGAGAACGUGCCUGCCAAGCCUUUUCUUUCACAAACGCCUCCACUGCAGUGUGCUACUGGGAACCCUCUAGCACUGGCCAGCUUUCUGCUUCCACCCAGACACGCACCUAUACCAAGAACAGCACUGUUGCUGCUUUUCUCUUCAGCUCACAGGCUGUUGCCGGGAGUGACUAUAUCACUAUGACUGGGCAGACAGCCACCAUGCUAGAUGGGUCAAGUGUUGCCAAUCUCACUGUGCCAAUUCUGGCGGACUCUUUAGCAGAGGUGAAUGAGAGUUUCACAAUACAAAUUUUGAAGGUCACCCUCAUUAACAUGACUGUGGCUGAACAACACCUGCCCACCAUUGGGCAGCCAGAUAUAACCACAGUGACCAUAGGGAUGAACGGUGAUGCGUUUGGAGUUUUUAUCCUCUACAGCAUUAGCCCUAAUGCUACCAAGAACAGAUUGUACAUGGAGGUAAGAGAGGAGCCUCUUAUUAGAGUGCUGCUGGUCAUUGAAAGGACCGGAGGCAGUCUAGGCCAGGUUACAGUGGAAUGGAUGUAUGUCGGUGGCAGUGCGAAGCCCAGUGCUGACUUUAAUGGUACAACAGGGGAGACUCUCCUCUUUGCAGAAGGUGAUGUAAGGAAGACUAUUGAGUUCUUCAUCAUAGAUGACAUUGAACCAGAGGGCAAUGAGACCAUACAGAUCGGACUGGUGAGGACUGAGGGCGGUAGCCGUAUCCUUCCCAGUUCAGAUACCGUCACCAUCCUCAUACUGGCCAAUGACCAUGCAGCUGGUGUGGUGGGCUUCCACCCAGAUUCACGAUCAGUCAUCGUUAGAGAGGGUGAGACACGACCUUUGUUAGUACAGAGGACUGCUCCAGCAGUAGGGAACAUCACAGUGGAAUGGAGAAUCCAAGGUCCUCAGUCACCCCUUACGUUUGCUGAUACCUCUGGAAUUCUCUUCUUUACUGAGGGGAUGCUGAAUAGCACUAUAGUACUACGGCUACUGGAUGAUAGCACUCCUGAGGAAAGAGAGGAGUACAGACUCAUCCUGUCUAAUAUUCAAACUAAGGGUGUAACAGUCACAGGUAUUGCUGCUCUGGACAUUCAAGCUCGUGAGGCGGUGGUCACCGUGGAGGCCAGUGACGAACCAUUUGGGAUGCUGAGCAUUGCCCCCUCCUCUCUACGAAUAUCCAUUGAGGAGAAGGACACCACCCUCAGGAUCUAUGUCAGCAGAGAGUUUGGGGCCUCAGGAGCACUGAAUAUCAGCUAUGAAACAGUGAAAGGUUCUCUGCAGGACCUGAGGCAGACUGAGGGGGCACUAGCGGAACCGGACCAGGACUUCAGAUAUGUCUCUAACUAUGUGAUCAUGCAGGACGGCCAGACCUCAGUGUCAGUCCCCAUCACUAUUAUAGAUGAUGACAUUCCUGAGCUGCAGGAAUUUUUCCUGGUCAACAUAACAUCAGCAGUUCUGAUAACCACACUCUCAACUGUCCCUAAGAUAGAUACUCAUGGUCUGGUAGCAGAAGUUAGCAUUAAUGCUAACGAUGGUAUCCGUGGAAUCAUCAGCUGGCAAAGCAUAGAUUAUGAAGUGAACGAAACAAGUGGAGGGUUAACCCUGGUGGCUUACCGGGAUGCUGGGGCAUAUGGAAAUGUCUCUGUCUUCUUCUAUGCACAAAAUCUGGAGGCUCAUUUGGGCCUAGAUUUCAAUGCUACAGCAUCAACACUCCAUUUUGCUAACGGAGAGAGGCAUAAGUUUGUAGAUGUGGUGAUCUUAGAUGACUCUGUUCCAGAAGGGAAUGAGAAGUUCCAACUCAUUCUAACAAACCCAUCAGCAGGGCUUGAGCUCGGAAAGAAGACUACUGCAACGGUGACCAUCCUGUCCAGUGAUGAUGGCCAUGGUAUCAUUUCCUUCAACAACAGUGAGCACUUUCUGCUGAGGGAGCCUUCAUCAGUGUCAGGUCUGGGCCAGAGUGUGGCCACUCUCUACAUUGUGAGAGACCCUCCCCAGGGAAUAUUUGGGACGGUGACUGUGCAGUUUUCCAUUACCGAUGCCAAUGGCACUCACUCCAUGGAUGACCUUACACCAUCUCAGGGCUUUGUGGUUCUUGAAGAUGGGGUCAGAUAUAAGACACUAGAGAUCUGGGCAGUUCUAGAUGCAGAACCUGAAAUGAAUGAGACCUUCACAGUUACUUUGUUCAACCCAACUGGAGGGGCACGAUUGGGAGAGCACCUUAGCGCACUCAUCACUGUGCUACAGAACCAGGCCCCACUGGGACUGUUCAGAAUAUCUCCAUCCAGCAACAGAACUCUGAGCUCUUUUACAGUUGAAGAAAAUGUUGGAACAGUGUAUUUGACAGUAUCUCGCAGUAAUGGACUGGAUUCUGCAGUCAGCGUGGAAUUCGAGACCCAGUCAGGCUCGGCCGUCGGCACAAAGGGGGAUUAUCCACACCUGGCUGUGUAUCAGCGUGUUAGAGACUCCCUGUCUCUGGGAUGGUGUGUUGUGUUCAGUGGAGACUCUGUUCUGGUCUUGAAGCUUGGGAGACUGCCCGGUAGCUUAAUCCAGGAACAGGCCAUUCUCUACAGUUGGCAGGGGGUUUUCAUGCCUAUUCAGGCUGUGAAUGUCCAGAGGCCCCGCUCUUGUGUGGGUUUUACUGUAAAUGGCACCUCCUAUGUGGCAGUGUCCCACGGAGACACCACGAACUCGCUUGCUGCCAAUGUCAGCCUAUUCCGCCUUCAGCCAGACCUUAAUCUUACUCUAGAGCUGACUGUGGCUGUGGGAAGCCAUGAGGUUAAACAUUUCUCAGUCAAGUCUCAGCAAUAUCUGAUAUCCUUGAACCAGGUCUUUUUGUGGACCGGAAACGUGCUCUUGCUGCAUCACACUCUGGAGCUGCAGGACAUCGUCGCUCUCUCCCCCUUCAGCCGUGCCAGCGGCCAGCACCUCGCAGUCUGCAGGAGCAGGGCCUCACCUGCCUGCCUCGUCUACCAGUGGUCUAAUGGGAGCUUCCAGAACCCUCAGCCACUGGCCAUCAGCUCUGGAGUCAAACAAGUGGAGUCUGUUCCCACAGGAGGAGCUACACUGCUGCUAGUCACCACUGACGGCCUGACUCCUGUGUGUGAGGUGUUUUUAUGGGGUUCUCAGCAAGCCUUCUUCCAGCAAGCCCAGUCCAUUCCAUCCCCAGGCCUGUCUUCAGUCCAUCCCUUCACUCCUUCCUCUGGCAUACCGCACCUCUUGCUCGCUGGGACGAAUGACUCGGCUCUAUAUUCAUGGAAGGCUGAUCUGAACCAGUUCAUUCCAGUCUUGAGGUCCUUCGCAGCACAGAGGUUUCUCUACAUCCCCACACCUUCCCUUAAUGCAACGAAGAAUCUGAUCAUAGCCAUGGAGGGAUCAGAAUCUGUCAUUUAUGAGCUGACCUCGAUGUCGGACCACUCUGACUUCAUCCCUCGUUAUGGUGAGCUGUUUUUCCAGCCAGGGGUUAGUGAGUUUGAGAUUGCUGUGAAUAUAAUCAAUGAUGAUACCCCAGAAGUGGAAGAACAAUUUCUCCUGAACCUCAAGAACCCAACGGGAGGGGCAGAGAUUGGCUUCCGUGGUCAAGUCACCCUGGUCAUUCUGGCUAACGAUGAUGCCUACGGUAUUAUCGGUUUUGCACAGAACUCUUUGUCUCGGGAGGUUGAUGAGCUGGAAAGAGAUAACCUAAUUUCUCUGAGUUUGGAGAGGAGAAGGGGGACAUUCGGGAGGCUGACUGUAUACUGGACAGCCAAUGGGAGUGUGGAAGACAUCUUCCCCACAUCAGGAGUGGUGACAUUCUCAGAGAGUCAGGCUUUGGCUCCAAUCUCACUGAGUGUGUUGGCCGACGGUGUUCCUGAACUGGCAGAGAGAGUGACCAUCGUCCUAACAGAUGUCACAACAGUCGGGGUCAUCGACCCGUCCAGGAGGGCAAAGAUUGACCCACUGCGUGCCAAGGCCGAGAUUGCCAUUAAGGCUAAUGGCUCUCCUUAUGGAGUGAUUGGAUGGCACCUGGACUCUCAGUCCUUCAGCACGCCCGAACCUCAAAAAAGCCCAGGCAACAUUACACUGAGCAUAGUGAGAGAUCAGGGAGCAUCUGGGAAUGUAGUGGUCCACUAUACAACCAGACCUGCACUCACCUUGCCACCUGUCAAUCAAGCCACCGAUGGCCAGGACUACAUAGCCAAACAGGCUACCGUCACUAUGACGGAGAAUGCUACUGUUGUCCUGGUAACCAUUACCAUCUUACCAGAUGACAUUCCAGAACUGGCUGAGACAUUUCUAGUGAAUAUCAGUUCUGUGGAGUUGCUGGGAGGACAUGCUGAGGUGGGCCAACCAAGCAUCAGGAGGGCUGAUAUGGAGAUCGCUGAGGUUACCAUUCAAGAAAACGAUGACAUCAGAGGAGUCCUUCAGCUCAAUGUCUCCAAGGAUACAUCUGGAGCAGUGGUGGCCUAUGAGGUCCCACCACCUAAUAAUGUGCUGUAUCUACCAGUGGUGAGGUUGGCUGGUCAGACUGGUAGAAUAGUGCUCUACUGGGAAACUCAGCCCAUCAACGCCACCGCAGGGGACUACUUUCCAUCUUCAGGAAACCUGACAUUUCAAGAUGGACAGGGAAGUGCUAUGAUUGAGAUUACCAUUACUGAUGACACUAUUGUGGAGCUCCCAGAAAGAUUUCUAGUAAAACUCACCCGUGUGAUUGGAGGAGCCAGACUAGGAACUGACACUUCUGCUAUGAUCAACAUCCCUGCCAAUGACUCGCCUUUGGGUCAUGUUGGAUUCCAAGACCUAACUAUUACUGUCUCGGAGCCACAGUUUGCUGGUGACCCAGCAUCCAUGGUGAAUCUAACAGUUGUGCGAAGUGCAGGGGCAGAGGGGACUCUCUAUCUGCUCUGGCUUCUUGAAGAGAAGGGGAGAGAUGACCUACAGCCUCAUAAUGGAACACUCAUCUUUAAUGGGACGGAGUCUAGGAAAUCUCUGGUGAUCCAGGCAAUGAAUGAUGCUGUCCUGGAGGGUGAGGAGAGGUUCAUGGUUCAGCUUCUCUCUGCCGGAAAUGAGGCCAUCAUUGACCCCAUGAGAAAUGUGGCCACAGUGGUGAUUAGGGCUGACCACGGUGCCCUGGGAGCAGUUGGCAUAGGUGAUUCCUCCAGGAAUGUCCUCAUUGGUGAACCUCAGGGCACUUAUAAUGGCACAGCUCUGGUCAGUCUUGACCGGGGGCCAGGCGUUUUUGGCGAGAUUGAGAUAUACUGGAACAUCACUCCGGCCAUAGCCUCUGAGUUUGUGGAGAUCUCAGGGAGGGUUAUCAUGAGAGAUCGCCAGUCUGGAGCCACCAUUCAGCUGAAGGCUCUUGAUGAUGACAUCCCAGAGGAGCGCCGUGUAUAUGAGCUGAGCCUCACCUCUCUGAUGCCUGCCUUGGAGAUAAGUCCCAGCAGACAGCGCGCCACUAUCACCAUGGCGGCCAGUGACCUCCCCUACGGCCUCUUCUCUUUCCCUCAGGCCUCCCUGACCACCAAGGAGGAGGACCGCACAGUGAAUGUGACGGUGGUGCGCUCCAUGGGUCUGCUGGGCAGCGUGUGGGUGAGCUACCACACGGAGGGCAGCAGUGCUCUGAGCAGCCUGGACUUCGAGCAGUCCGCAGGCAGGCUGCUGUUCAGCCCAGACCAAGCCUCCAGGGUCAUCCCUCUGAAGAUCCUGGAUGACUCCCUCCCGGAGGGACCUGAGGAGUUCCACAUCAACAUCAGCCAGGUUCAGCUGCUCAACGACAGUAUGCUGGACUUCACUUUACGGGAACACGGCCUGCAGGUAGACCAGCCUCCAGCCAUUGGCAGCUUCUCCUCCAUCACUGUGGUCAUCCAGAAAAAUGACAAUGCAGAGGGCGUCCUAGAAAUUGACCCAUCUUACAUAAACAUUACGGUUGCGGAGGACGUGGGCACUCUGUUUGUCCCUGUGCUGAGGAGAGUGGGCACGUAUGGGCAGAUCACUACUGAGUUCAUCUCCAAGGGCUUGACUGCCCAGCCUGGCUCUGACUACAUUCUUCCUAACGGCAGCUUAACCUUCAGACAUGGCCAGAACAUCAGUUACAUCAACAUCUCCAUAGUGGAUGAUCUAGACAGUGAAUAUAACGAGAUGUUUGAGAUCCGGCUCACGACGGCCACAGGUGGUGCCAUGCUGGGCGGCCAACUCAGCGCCCAGAUCACUAUUGCGAAGAGUGACUCGCCCAGCGGAAUGGUCCGCUUUGUGAACGAGAGUAUGAUAUCCAUCCCGAACCCUGACAGCACCCUGCGACUCCGCCUGCAGCUGGAGCGAGUUGGGGGCCUGGUGGGAGAUGCCACGAUAACAUGGAACAUUCUAGGUCCCAAUUCAAAUGAGGUAUUGCCAUCUGUAAACACAGACCUUGGUGAACCCGUGAACGGGUCAUUCCAUUACAGAGAUGGGGAAGGGGGAGAGCGCAUCCUUGAGCUGUGGAUUCUACCCCAUGGAGAGGUGGAGGUGGAGGAAACCUUUGUAGUUAGACUCAGCCUCCUCAUGGGGGACAUGGACAUUGACUCCAGAGCAAGCUCUGUUACGCUCAAGAUUGCGAAGUUUGGUGACCCGAAUGGCAUCGUGCAGUUCACAGCAGAGGACCUGAGAGAACAUGUGUACAGCGAGCCUGCAGCUGGCGAAGGUCCUCUCGACAUCACACUCCUCGUCAUGCGCAGAGAGGGAGUCAUGGGGAACAUCACAGUGUACUGGGAGAUCUCCAGCGAAUCAGAGGUGUCUGGCGACUUUGCCACCCUACAGGGCUCCACAAUCAUCCUGGCCGGGCAGCAGGUAGCAGAGAUAACCCUCGCCCUCCUGCCCGACACUGUGCCUGAGCUGGAGGAGAUCUACACCGUGCGGCUGGUCUCGGUGGACGGCGGCGCCAAACUUGAUGCCAACAGCAGCAGCACCCGUCUCCGCGUGCAUGCCAAUGACGAGCCGCACGGGGUGUUUGGUCUGCCCCACGGACACCAGGCGCUGAUCGUGAAUGCCACCGACCUCAGUAGGCGCCUGGCUCUGAACAUUAGCCGGGCAGCAGGGGCGUUUGGGAGCGCCAGCGUUGCAUACCGGAUCAGUUAUCCCACUUCUGGGCAGAGCUUUACGGAGGAGAACUCCACUGGGAACAUCCUGGUGAGGGAUGGAGAGACAUCUGUUAGUGUCACCGUGCCUGUCAGUAAGCAGGUGUUCUUUGUCACUGGUUUGAACCUCAUGGUGGAACUGACCAACGUGACUCUAAUUGGACCUGUCCAAGGCUCUCCGCCCCGUGUCCAUCUUGAGACGAGGUUUGCCAUUGUGUCCGUGCCUGAGGAGGCUGCCAAUGCUGAGAUUGGCUUUGCCUCCUUGGCGCUGCAGGUGACCGACAUUGUAAGUGGCCUUUGUACUGCACAAGUGAGCAGGACCGGGCUCUAUGGGGACGUGAUCGUGCAGUGGAGGGCUGGGUUCCCUCCUGGCCAGACUCCAUCAGGUUACCAGCCCGGAGUCGUCUCACCCAGAUCAGGCACUGUGACCCUGUCUCAUGGAGAGAGGAGUGAGCUUUUUUCUCUCUCGGCCCUGUAUAAUGUAUCUGAGCCGGUUGCAUAUGCCAUUCACCUGAGCGCUUUGGAAACCAGUUCACCAGGCGGAGCCAGACUCCGGCCUGGAUCCACAGUGGCAGAAGUGGAGCCCUUGGGUCUGUAUCAGUUCUCACCAGAAUCCCGGCAGCUGGUCAUUGAGGAAGACGUGCGGACCGUCACACUCUAUAUCCAGCAACUCUACGGUUUCCGAAGCAACCGCACCCAGCUCUACUACAAGACGUGGCCAGGCAGCGCUCAUGCCAGUGAAGACUACGCCCCGGUGCCUGACGGGCAGCUGCUGUUUGAAGCCCGACAAACAUCCGCCGCCAUCCGCAUCUCGAUUGUGGACGACUCAUUGACGGAGCCCAACGAGACGUUUUACGUGAACCUGACUGAUGUCCGAGUCCUUGCCGCCGCCGCCUACCCUCCGCUCGGGUCCAUUCCGCGAAUUGUCCCCGAGAACAGCGUCUCUACCGUCACCAUUAUUGCCAGCGACGUGGCCGGUGGGUUCCUGAGCAUUGGCCCGACGCUGGUCCGCACUUCUGAAGAUGGCCAGCAGGGAAUGCCAUCUCAAAAGGUGGCGCUGAGGGUGCGCAGAACAGCGGGGGAAACGGGAGCAGUGAGCGCCAGGGUUCGGGCUUAUGCCGGCAUCGCCGCACCAGGGCUCAACAGCACACUGUUCCUCCAGGAACACAAUGGGAUGUGGGCAAGGGAGGGGGAGGACUUUGCGCUUGAGUCCCAGACUGUGACUCUGUUAGAGGGACAAAGGGAGGCAGAGGUCAGCCUCUUCAUCCUGGAUGACCAGGAGCCAGAGGGGCAGGAGGUCUUCUUUGUUUAUCUCAGUGAGGCCGAGGGGGGAGCAGAGAUAGUCAGCUCGCCAGAUGAUAGUGGCUUCCUGUCCUUUGCCAAAAUCAUCAUCCUUGGAAGUGAUCUUCACAACGGAAUUGUGGGCUUCAGUUUGAGUUCCCGGUCAGGCCAGGUCCUGGAUGAAGAUUCAGACAACCGGACGGCUGUUCUCUUCCUCCAAAGGCAGGAAAACAGAGUGUUUGAGGACGUGUACGUGUACUGGCGGGUCACAUUCAGCCCCAUGGCACCAGAGCUGCUCAGCAAUGGGGUGAACCUUACACGGGAGCUGCAGCAGACCUCGGGCCACGCUGUGUGUAGGAGAGGAGAGGUCCUCUGCCCCCUGCCUCUGGAGGUCCGGCCUGAUCAGGACCCGGAGAAUGAGGUGUGGUUCCUGGUGGAAAUCUACGAGGUGGGUGAGGGCGCUGCAAUUAACCAGAGUGCCCGCUUGGCCAACAUCACCAUGCUGGAGAGUGAUGACCCACGGGGUGUGGUGUACUUCGCCAUGGGCUCCAGGCUACCCGUGGCUACACUCCAAGCCACCACAGUCCCCCUGCAGGUGUACCGGGACGGCAGCGUGUCAUCUGCUAUAUCCGUGAAGUAUCGUAUGCAGGAGUUGCAGAGGGCAGAGUUUAUUGGCCCCAUUUGGAUCUCGCCAGCCUUGGCCGGGCUUGACUUCAUCGCGGAUGAGAGCACGCUCGACUUUGCCGCCGGGCAGCGCAGCGUGGGUCUGAGCAUCACGCUUACCCCCAGCAACGCCUCGUCCAACCCCGCGCCCAAGCGCUUCCAUGUAAUCCUCUCUGAGGCCACAGGGGGUGCCAGGGUGCAUUCGGUGUACAGCACGGCUAACGUGACGUUGGUGUCAGACGGCGAGUCCCAGGAACUGUGGGCCCUGGUGGACCAGCUCCAUCAGCCACUGGACGAGGCGAUCAUCAACCACGUCCUGCAGGGCAUCGUUAACAAAGUCAGAGUAGACGUGACCCAUGAAGGGCUGGGUGCUGUGCUGGAUGCAGCAGGCAAGGUCUUGACGGAGGGUGAGAAGACUCCUCUGGAAGGCAGCAGCCGUGGUUUGACCUAUGACCUGCUGUGCUCCCUGGCCAAGCCUAGCCGGAUGGACACACAGGGGCUGAGCCAGCUAGCCCAUGUGGCUGAGCGUUUCGCCUUCACCCUGGUCACCGGCAUGCCAUGCGAGUCCAAGGCCCAGCAAGGAAGAACCCUCCUGGAUACAUGCCCUCACCUCACAAUCACUGCCUACCACUGGUACCCCACACAUAUCAACGGGCACACCUUUGUGGGCAGCAAUGGUGACACUUUUACCCUGCCCGAGACCCUGUUAGAGGUGCCAGUGGUCCCAGAUGGGGGCAUUGCACCCUCUGCCUGCCAGAAAGUGCACUUCACAGAGUACAGCACGCAGCACUGGUUCCUCACGAACACGACCCCCAGCGUUCUGAACAAAAAGGUGUUCUCUGUUAGUAUACAGGGCAGGGGGUCCAAACCUCUAGCAGAUGGUAAAGAGGUAGUGUACAAAAUACACACACCGGACCACCGUGUGAAGCCACACAAAUCUUUGUGUAUUUUGUGGAACCAAUCCACUGAAAGCUGGCUGUCCGAUGCCCAGUUCUGUCACGUGGUGAAUGACACGGGGAGCUUUGUGCAAUGCGCCUGCUCCCAUUUGUCCAUCUACACAGCCUACGCUGAGGUGGAUGCUCUGUCCGCGUACAACGAGGCGUUCUAUGCCGCCGUCUUCAUCUGUAUCUCAGGGUUUGCUUUGGCCAUCGUAUCCCAUGCACUGUGUUCCAGGUUCCACAUGUUUGCUGCCAAACUGCUCUCACACAUGAUGGUGGCUUGCCUCGGCACUCAGAUUUGCUUCCUGGUGUCAGUGUUCCGGGGCCGGAUCUUCUCUGACGAUAGCUGUGCAGCUCUGGGCCUCUUCUUCCACUACUUCCACCUCAGCCAGUUCAGCUGGAUGCUCGUCCAGGCUGUCAACUUCUGGCAGACACUGGUGAUGAACGACGAGCACACAGAGCGGCGCUACCUCAUCUACUUCCUGCUGAGCUGGGGACUUCCUGCGUUUGUCAUCAUCACCCUGGUCAUAGUGCUGCUCGGAGGUUACAAGUGGAAAAUUCACCAGGUCUACGGACUAGUGCGUGGGGACCUGUGCUUCAUACCGAAUCUGUAUGUGGCUCUCUGUACCGCAGCCUUUGUUCCUCUGAUCUGUUUGGUUGGAGUGCUGGUGGUGUUUAUCCAUGCCUACUAUGUCACGCAACAAUGGAAGGCCUACGAUGAUGUCUACAGAGGCCGCACCAACAGUGCAGAGGUUCCCAUGGUGUUGUACCUGUUCACCCUGGUGACGCUGGUCUGUCUGUGGGCUGGCGUCCACAUGGCCUACACAUAUCUGUGGAUGCUCAUUCUCUUUGUCAUCUUCAACAUCCUGCUGGGCCUGUACGUGUUUGCCGUGUACUUCCUCAUGCACAACCAGCUGUGCUGGCCGGCCAAGGCCAGCUACACCGUGGAGAUGAAUGGCCAUGGUGACCCCGACGGUGUCUUCCAGAGCACUGGAGCUGCCACCAUCAGCGGAGGGGAGAUCAGCAAGUCCACCCAGAACCUCAUCAGCGCCAUGGAGGAGAUCUCAGCAGACUGGGAGAGAGCAUCUCUGAGGCCUAGCAGUCAGCCAAGCAGUGUGUUCAAAGAGGGCCCAGAGAUGGAAACCUUCCCUUCAGAGGGCGGCUUCAUUAACACCAGCCUAGCCCAAGACGAAGAGGCACAGGAAUUCGAUGACCUUAUAUUUGCCCUAAAGACUGGGUCUGGCCUUAAUGUGAGUGACAAUGGGUCCACCCACGGUAGUCACGACGGUGGAAGCGCUGCAAACUCCCAGAUCGUCGAGCUGCGCCGCAUCCCCAUUGCCGACACACAUCUGUGACCUGUGACCUCACUUCCUGACCACUGUCCAUGCAUGGAUGAACCAGUCAACAGUAUUUUUUUUUGUACCUUUACCACCUUUGCACUAAAUUUGCCGUUUUCUUAGUCUUUUAGUUUUUAAUCUUUUUUUAUACCUGGAAUUUCUUGAUAUUUCUUCUGAGAUAUAUCAUGUGAAUAUGCAGUAUAAUUGUGACUACAUUCAAGUGAAGUUCUUAACGUACCGAGAUGUAAAUAUCCUGCAUUGUAGGUUAAGAAGUGCUCAGGCAUGCUGAUCCGGGAGCUCAGCUGCUUAAUACAUGUAACACAGAUCAAUAAAGAAUACAACAACUAUUUUAGUCAGCUUGUCUGCGAGUGCUUCUCUACCCUUUGGCUGUGAUUUGGAGAGUCAAAAGUGGCUGGCGGGCAGUCACGUGCCAAAAGAUAUCGCCGUUUGUUCUAGGUUUAAGCUGGAAAAAAAAUUCACGCAAGUCAGCAAACAAGUUCCACAUCUCCAGGCACUUUGCUAUUGUUAGCUUCGGGUUAUAGGUCUGCUCUCAUAGUCUUGCUGAUACUAAGGUGCUUUUAUAGCUCUGCAUGCAAGUGUUACAGGGUUACGUUUUCACGUGUGAAAAUGUCGCUGAA